Messenger RNA from Volvox carteri f. nagariensis, 1236 nucleotides. RefSeq lists its product as uncharacterized. The annotation marks the transcript as partial. NCBI's taxonomy places the organism in Eukaryota, Viridiplantae, Chlorophyta, Chlorophyceae, Chlamydomonadales, Volvocaceae. The transcript has 10 exons. The record is from RefSeq and is a predicted model, not a curated record. Gene Ontology annotation, molecular function: tocopherol cyclase activity.
UCUGUAACUACACCCCACAGUGGAUAUCACUUUGAUGGGACACCACGGCGCUUUUUCGAGGGUUGGUAUUGGAAGGUGAUGAUGCCGGAGUCUGGCCAGAGUUUUGCGCUUAUUUACUCUAUCGAAGAUCCGCUCGGCAAUACGCCCCAAACAGGAAUCGGAUUGCAGGUGAUGGGCCCCAACGACGGCUACAUCUGCCAGUUCACUUCCGACGUGUCGUCCUUCUGGGCAGAUCCGCACCAUCCCGCGCUCGGGGCCACAUUCAAGACCUCGAACACGGCACGCGUCGCCCCGAAAGACAUACUGCCGCAGGACCAGUUUCUGCGGGAUGUGGAGCACGGCUUCCAAGCCACCGAUGUGAUGCACGUGGGCCGCAUGGUGGCCCUGGAAACCGGGGCGGCCGGACCGCCCAUGUCAACCGUACCCACCGCCUCAUGGGCACUGACGAUCAAGCCCAAGGCCGGGUGGGGCCCCACACAAGCGGCCACGCAGAAGGCCACCGCGGGCUGGUUGUCCGUACUGCCCAUAUUUGAGCCCCACUGGCAGGUGUUGAUGGCGCAUGGUGAGGCCUCUGGCUGGCUGCAGUGGGGGGGUCAGCGGUACCAAUUCUCCGGAGCACCCGCCUACGCGGAGAAGAACUGGGGCGGGGGCUUCCCGUCCAAGUGGCACUGGAUCCAGUGCAAUUCCUUCGACGGGCAGCCCGGUCUGAGCGUGACGGCAGUGGGGGCCCGCCGUGCCCUCCUGCUGGGGCUCCAGGGCGUGGAGGAGGACGUGGGCCUUAUCGGGGUUCACCUGCCGGGGGGGGAGUUUGUGGAGAUGGUGCCGUGGAACAGUGAGUUGGAGUGGGAUGUGGACCCGUGGGGUCGCUGGUGGCUGAGGGCAGUGAAUGAGCGCUUCGAGGCGCUCGUGGAGGCCACGUGCGCGCCGGGGGCGGGUGCCGUAUUGAGGGCCCCCACCGCGUCCAUGGGUUUGGCUCCCUUCUGCAAGGACACGUUCGCUGGCCGGUGCCGCCUGCGGUUGUGGCGGCGAGUGGGCGGUGCCAAGCAAGGGGGCCCUGCGCUGGUGGACGCUACCAGCACAACAGCGGCGCUGGAGGUGGGCGGGGGCCCAUGGUGGAGCUCGUGGAGGGCGCGGGCGGAAAUGAAGGAGCCGUUCAGGUCCCUGAUACGACUGCCGCUGGACGUAGCGGGACUGGGGAAGCUGGUUCCGGAGCCGCUGCGGCCACCCGGGCUGUAG